AUGGCUUUCGGUGAUCGAGGAGGACGUGGUGGUGCUCGAGGUGGUGGUCGAGGAGGUUUCGGUGGAGGACGUGGCGGUGGCGGCGGUGGUAGAGGCGGAUUCGGUGGUGGUGGUAGAGGUGGUGGUGGUGGAAGGGGUGGACCCAGAGGGGGAGGCGCCGCCAGGGGUGGUCGAGGUGCACCAAGAGGUGGUGCUGGAAGAGGUGGUGGUAGAGGUGGUAAGCCAGGAAUGGGUAAAAAGGGACCUGGUGCCGUCACACUCGAACCUCACAAGCACGCCGGUGUGUAUAUCGCCAAGGGUAAAGAACACCUGUUGGUCACUAGGAAUAUGACUCCAGGAGAAUCAGUAUACGGUGAAAAGAGAGUAUCAAUCGCUUCGACAAACGCUGAAGGUGAAGAGGAAAAGAUCGAAUACAGGGUAUGGAAUCCUUUCAGAAGUAAAUUGGCGGCUGGUAUUUUGGGUGGUUUAGAUAACAUCUUUAUCAAACCAGGUGCUAAAGUGCUCUAUCUUGGUGCUGCUUCCGGUUCUUCCGUCUCUCACGUAUCCGAUAUCGUCGGUCCAGAUGGUGUGGUAUACGCUGUUGAAUUCUCCCACCGACCAGGUCGAGAAUUGAUCGGUAUGGCUAAGAAGAGGACGAACGUUGUCCCAAUCGUUGAUGAUGCCCGACACCCUCAAAAGUACCGAAUGCUCGUUCAAAUGGUCGACGUAAUCUUUGCCGAUGUUGCUCAACCUGAUCAAGCGAGAAUUAUCGCUUUGAACGCCCAUCAUUUCCUAAAGAACGGAGGUGGUAUCGUCAUUUCCAUCAAGGCAAACUGUAUCGAUUCUACCGCUCCUGCCGCUCAGGUAUUCGCUAGUGAGGUCAACAACAUGAGAAAAGAAGGUAUCAAACCUAAGGAACAACUUACCCUUGAACCUUAUGAGAGAGAUCACGCUAUCGUAGUAGGAGUAUACGAGAGACACUCGGGUAACUAG
This is a messenger RNA of Kwoniella botswanensis, 972 nucleotides long. Its product is annotated as rRNA 2'-O-methyltransferase fibrillarin. The transcript has 5 exons. The coding region runs from base 1 to 972 and encodes 323 amino acids. Gene Ontology annotation, biological process: box C/D sno(s)RNA 3'-end processing; rRNA methylation. Gene Ontology annotation, cellular component: box C/D methylation guide snoRNP complex; nucleolus; small-subunit processome. Lineage: Eukaryota; Fungi; Basidiomycota; Tremellomycetes; Tremellales; Cryptococcaceae. The record is from RefSeq and is a predicted model, not a curated record. Gene Ontology annotation, molecular function: rRNA methyltransferase activity; histone H2AQ104 methyltransferase activity; RNA binding.